This is a messenger RNA of Myripristis murdjan (pinecone soldierfish), 1804 nucleotides long. RefSeq lists its product as uncharacterized. The coding region runs from base 160 to 873 and encodes 237 amino acids. The record is from RefSeq and is a predicted model, not a curated record. The transcript is spliced from 5 exons. NCBI's taxonomy places the organism in Eukaryota, Metazoa, Chordata, Actinopteri, Holocentriformes, Holocentridae.
UGCGCCUGAGGACUCCAACACACUGUGGCAUGUUUACCGUGUGGAGAGUUUGACUGAUACGACUUGCGGAGCGCGUAUGGUGGUGUCACACUGCUGGCGAUGGGAUAGAGAAGGAAGAGGAGCAACAUUUGUGCCGCUCUCCGUCCCCUUAGAAAUAACAUGAUAAGCUUUAUGUUUGGACUGGUGAGUUCAGGAGGAUCCAAGGGAACAGUUUACACCUCAGAAAUGUCCACAACAGCAAGUCCAACCAUCCCUUCCUUACAGCUGACAUCGGAUCAACUCACAGUGAUCGUUGCAUCUUUUUCCUCUCUGGUGUUCUUUGUGGUUAUUGUGGUCUUGCUGUCCAUUAUUUACCGCCGAGAUCCUCAGUGCUGCAAAGUCCGUUCCUAUCAGGAGUCACAUGUAGAUAUGGAUGCUCCUCCUCAGUACUACAGCAGCAGACAGACACUGGUGGGGUCUCCACAUCUGGAGCAGACUCAGAUCAUGAAUGACAACAACAGUCAGCAGGCAGGUCAGCUCUUCUACGUUGGCCUGCCCUCCAGCUACAGCCUUCCCUCCCUUGAUGCCCCCCUGCCGAGGCUUCCCUCAUAUGAGAGCGUCAGGAAGAAAGACCGCCAGAGGCAGAUCCACAUGAUGAUUGCCGACCGUUUUGGCCUCAGCGGACCCCUUAUGACUGAGCCACCGCCGACAUAUGAGGAAAGUAUCCGCCAGUCCAUGGAACUGCCGUACAACAUCCUCUCAUCUAGCCUGGACACCUCCCAUCCACAGAGCAGCUACCCCUCACACACCGACACAGGGCCCCACACUCAGACUGACACACCCUCUCAAAUCUGCAUUGACAGCAAUACCAACAGCACCGCCCAACCUAUGUGAUCCUGUUAAGCAUCCUUUGAUCACGUCGUGAAGCUGCCCGAUCAAAGUGACAAACCGUAAAAUAUGGGUAUGGGUUUCAUACAGGUAAAGUUAACCGAAUCAAAAUGAGAUUAUGGACUCAUCAAGAUGGGCACCUUCUACCUUCUGCAGAGGAGGAUUCAUAUACCUCACGAAUGAGUGUAUCAGGACCGGCUGAUAUCGCUGAAAAGAGACCAAAGAGGUGCUGCACAGAGUUGGAUGCAUCAUAGUCAACGUUUAGCUGGCAUACUUGAAUAUCAAAACGCCUUGUGACAGUUACUGUAACAUACCAUGCUGAAGUGGAUUACUUAACAUUGGACGCUGACAUCACCUGGGGUGGCUGGUACAUCUCAGAGAUGAAACAUUGUGGAUUAAAGUGAUGUGUAUGUGAAAAUUGUUAAUUUGGCUUCACUGUUUGCUCUUUUUUCUGCUGUUUCUGAGCCAGAGAACUUAGCUCCAUCAACCAGAAGCUCACUGUCUGGUUCUCAAGGCCUCCAGAGGUCUAUUUGAAUAGAAAUUGCUUUAAUAUGUCUCCGUACCCUGCUGAGGCUGUUCAUUGCAGCUACAGCUUGUGGUUCAGCUUGUGAGAAGGUGACUAAAAAAGGUGUUAUGAGAGUGUAUUUCAUGACAUUGUCACAUACAUUGUCUGAACUUUAUCACAUUUUAUCUCAAGAUUUCAAGGAAAGUGUCAUUUUUGCACAUUGCAUCAGUUUGUUUCUCUGUCAUGGCCUCUGUGAAUUUCUUGUAAAUAUAUAUUUUUUAGCCUUGUUUGUCUUUUUUUUUUUUUUUUUUGAGACCAUGAUAGGCUUGCUGUACACAAGCUAAGACAAAAAAUGAACGUGCAUGUCCUCUGCAAGGCAAUCCUAGCUGUAAAGCUUCAAGGAGCAGCAAUGAAAACAAUGAUGAAAUACCA